AUCAAAUCCUACUUUUAUUUUCCUUGCACAAAAAGAAACCCAAACCAAACCAAAUCAAACCAAACCCCCAUUUCAUUCCUUCCUUCCUUCAAAACCUCCCUCCAACUCUCAAGUCUCAAACCUUCAACACUCCACAAUUCACUCACUCUCCAACUUUCUCUCUCCUAAAGAUGUUCAGAAACCAGUAUGACACCGACGUAACAACAUGGAGUCCAGCAGGUCGGCUAUUCCAAGUAGAAUACGCCAUGGAAGCAGUGAAGCAAGGUUCUGCUUCAAUUGGUCUCCGAUCUAAGACCCAUGUUGUUCUUGCUUGUGUUAACAAAGCUCAAUCCGAACUCUCUUCUCAUCAACGUAAGAUCUUUAAGGUUGAUGACCAUAUUGGUGUCGCCAUUGCUGGUCUUACUGCCGAUGGUCGUGUUCUGUCCAGAUAUAUGAGAUCCGAAUCUAUUAAUUAUAAAUUUACCUAUGAAUCUUCUCUUCCUGUUGGUCGCCUUGUUGUUCAACUCGCUGAUAAGGCUCAGGUCUGCACACAACGUUCAUGGAAGCGGCCUUACGGUGUUGGUCUGUUGGUUGGUGGUUUGGAUGAAUCUGGAGCCCAUCUCUACUACAACUGUCCCAGUGGAAAUUACUUUGAGUAUCAGGCUUUUGCUAUUGGGUCACGCUCACAGGCUGCAAAAACCUACUUGGAACGCAAAUUUGAAACAUUUGAUGGUGCUUCACGAGAAGAGCUGAUCAAACAUGCACUCUUUGCAAUAAAAGAAACUUUACAGGGAGAGAAGCUCACAAGCUCCAUAUGCACAGUUGCUGUGGUGGGAGUUGAUGAGCCAUUCCAAGUGUUAGAUCAGCAGAUGGUCCAAGAUUUGAUUAACUCAUUUCAGACAGCUGAGGAAGAAGGCUCUGCACCUGAAGAAGCAGCCGCAGUUCCAGAGGAGGGGGCUGCUGCAGCUGCCGACCAGGGUGCAUCCGAUCUCGGUGCUGCUCCCAUGGAAGAAUGAAGAUUGCUUCUAUCUCUAGGGUUUUAAUGAGCCUUUUUGGCGAUGGACUGAUAAGAGAACCAGUAGGAUGUUAAAUGUGAUGAUCAUCAAUUAACUAUCUUCUACCUUUGCUGGAUAUUCUUUUUUUAUGCACCUUUUAGCUUCAUAUCAUCAAUGCCAAUGUCUUAAGUGGUAACCCCUAUUCUUGAACUUGGAAGUACGAUGUGUCUUGGGAUGGGUGGUUGAAAUUUGGAGGAUUGCCACAUUUGUUACUGGUUUUGAUUAGUCCGUAAUUUGGCUCAGUAGGUUAUAUAGGUUGUUUUUAGGAUUAUUGGACUUGCCAUUAAGUCACUUUGGAAUUUGGAUUGCUUAUUCAUGUCCUAUA
Messenger RNA from Chenopodium quinoa (quinoa), 1359 nucleotides. Its product is annotated as proteasome subunit alpha type-1-B-like. Gene Ontology annotation, biological process: ubiquitin-dependent protein catabolic process. The coding region runs from base 171 to 995 and encodes 274 amino acids. NCBI's taxonomy places the organism in Eukaryota, Viridiplantae, Streptophyta, Magnoliopsida, Caryophyllales, Amaranthaceae. The record is from RefSeq and is a predicted model, not a curated record. The transcript has 2 exons. Gene Ontology annotation, cellular component: proteasome core complex, alpha-subunit complex; proteasome core complex.